AUGAAAAUAGCAGUAAAUGAAUCAUAUAAUGAUGAUAUUAAUGGGUCAUCAUCAGUUAAUGGAAAUGAAUUAAAAGAAAUGUCAACAUCAGAAAUGGCUAAAAAGGCGCUUCCACCGAUUAGUACUAACUUUAAUUCACCAAAUUCAAGUUUAGAAUUGAAUUCAGUAAAUUCAAUAAAUUCAGUAACAAAAAAAAAAGGACAUAAUCAACGUGUAGCUUCAAUAGAUGAUUAUACUUUAACAACUUUACCUAGUCCUGCAACUUCACUUCAUAACUUUCCACCAACAUCUAUAGGUCGUAUAGUAAAAGAUAAAAUUAAUUCAUCAAAUUUAACCGUUGGAAAUAAGAAAUAUCAACAUCAUCGUACUACUUCGGACACUAAUUUACUUAUAAACAACCUUUCAUCAAAGAAUCAUACAAUUAAUGGUAAUCAUCGUUCAAAUGAUGAUAUGGGACCUAUGAUUGGACAUCAUAUGUUACAACAAAGAUUGAAAAAACUUGGAUUAGCAAAUUAUUCAGAAUUAAUUGGUCAUUAUGCUGUUUUAAAACUUAUCGGAACAGGAUCUUUUUCUGAAGUCAAAUUAGCUAUAGAUUUGAAAAAUUGUAGAGAAGUAGCGAUAAAGAUGAUCUCCUUGAAAGGAAUGCAGGAUAAUGAGUGUUUGCGAACGGGUGUUUCACGAGAAGUUGAAAUUUUAGAGACACCUACACAUCUUUGUCUAGUACUUGAAUACGUUCCAGGAGGGGAAUUAUUUGAUUACGUAAAUGAUUAUUAUGAAAAAAUUACAGAAGAUGAAGUUAAACAUAUCUUUCUUCAAUUAGUUAAUAUCAUUAUCUACCUUCAUGAAUCAAAUAUAGUUCAUAGAGAUCUUAAAUUAGAAAACAUUUUACUUGAUUCAACUAAAAAGCGUAUUAAAUUAACAGAUUUUGGAUUAGCUAGAUUUAUUAAACCAAAUUCACCAUUAUUGACCACUAGAUGUGGAUCAGAAGAAUAUGCAGCACCAGAAUUAAUAUCAGCACCAUCAUAUGAUGGUAGAAAAACUGAUACAUGGUCAUUAGGAAUUAUUUUAUACGCUUUAUUGGUAGGAUAUUUACCUUUUAAUCAAGAAGUUGGACAAACAAGAAAACAAUUUUUUAGUAAAAUUGUUAGAGCUGAUUUUAAAUUUCCUAAACAAAACGUUGGUGGUAAACGAGGGAUGAUUAGUGAAAGUGCAAAAGAUUUAGUUAAAAAGAUUUUACAAACUAUGCCAGAAAGAAGACCUAGUUUAGAAGAAAUUAAAAAACAUCCUUGGUUAAAUGAUGUUACUCCUGUAUGA
This is a messenger RNA of Scutellospora calospora, 1314 nucleotides long. NCBI's taxonomy places the organism in Eukaryota, Fungi, Glomeromycota, Glomeromycetes, Diversisporales, Gigasporaceae. The record is from the annotation of a GenBank genome assembly.